AAAGCUCGUGUGCCCCGAAAAAGGGUUUUACUUGCAAACUGGUAUUAAAACAGCUUAACGGAGCUAGGGUUUACUUUACUCUCAAACACUUAAUCUUCAGAAACAAAGAGUCAAGGAGCCAGCAGCCAUGGCAAGAAUCAAGGUUCAUGAGCUGAGGAACAAAUCGAAGACUGAGUUAUUGAGCCAGUUGAAAGAUCUGAAAGCAGAGCUCGCUCUUCUCCGAGUGGCCAAGGUCACUGGUGGUGCACCCAACAAGCUAUCCAAGAUUAAGGUUGUGAGGCUGUCAAUAGCGCAGGUGUUAACAGUUAUUUCACAGAAGCAGAAGGCGGCUCUAAGAGAAGCUUACAAGAACAAGAAGUUGUUGCCUCUUGAUCUCCGUCCUAAGAAGACCAGAGCUAUUCGUAGGCGUCUCACCAAGCAUCAGGCAUCUUUGAAGACGGAACGUGAAAAGAAGAGGGAGAUGUACUUCCCAAUGAGGAAGUAUGCCAUUAAGGUGUAG
Molecule: messenger RNA, 499 nt
Organism: Pistacia vera
Lineage: Eukaryota; Viridiplantae; Streptophyta; Magnoliopsida; Sapindales; Anacardiaceae
Product: 60S ribosomal protein L35-like
Exons: 4
Coding region: 128-499 (123 amino acids)
Biological process (GO): translation; maturation of LSU-rRNA from tricistronic rRNA transcript (SSU-rRNA, 5.8S rRNA, LSU-rRNA)
Cellular component (GO): ribosome; cytosolic large ribosomal subunit
Molecular function (GO): mRNA binding; structural constituent of ribosome
Source: RefSeq, a predicted model, not a curated record